GUGGUUCUCGGACUUCCUACCUUGAGGAUUGAUAUAAUAAGUUUCUGGCCAAAGUCAUCAAACCGAUUACGUCGCUGUGCAAGGGUCAGUACUCGGGAGGUGUUGUUGAACCGGAGAUGUGGGUACACUCUUCACUGGGCCAGGUGACGCGGUCGUGCCGCGGUGUACGAAUAAAUUUUCGCCCAUUGUUGUCUCGAUUUCCCUAGCAAACAAACAUGCAGACAGACAAUCCAAAAUCGGACAUCAUGGCGGCACUGCAGAAAAUCCUACGUUCACAAGCAACAGUGCCAAACCUUGAAACACCUUACUCCCAAGCCACUUUCCUCAAUCCUAAUCACUGUGCGAUCGAGCUCAAAGAACAGAGCCUCAACGCCAUCAUCACCGAACGGCAGCAGGAGUUGGAUACCGUUUUGCACGAAAUCUCAGACCUGCAAACGCUUAUGGAUAGACUCGUCGAAAAGAAGGUCAAGAUCGUCGAGUCCAUUAAUUUGCACAAGAGACUCAGAUCGGCUCUGUGGCGCUUGCCAGCUGAAGUCCUCUCCCAUAUUUUCGUUAACUGUCUCCCGGAAGACAAGUAUCUGUUGCCCGCGUUAAAUCUGGCUCCCAUUCUGUUGACCAGAAUAUGCCGACGAUGGAGGGAGGUUGCUGUGGGCACACCCAGUUUAUGGUGCAGGCUGCGGUUGGAAGUCGAGAGCGGUGAUUGGCAGAAGAGAGCUUUCUGUUAUGAAUCAUGGCUCAAGCGAACUAUAGAGUGUCCGCUCUCACUGGCACUACGAUGCGACGAUGACUGGACCCGAGUACAAAGGCUUGUUCAACCUUACACUGCUCAAAUAUCGUCGCUCUCUAUCGAUUUUUGGGAGCGUGAUACACCUGGCGUUAGGGUGCUCGCAGGCUGCCAAGCCCUUGAGGAGCUGUCCGUGAUCAUCACUGAUGAAGUGUUCUGUGGCGCUCUGCUAGCUAGUAUUGGACGCGCUAUCUCGCAGCUGCCGUCCACUCUGUGCAAUCUCAGUGUAACAGGGUGGGAACUUGACCCUAGGGUCAUAUCCACUUUCAAUCCUGUAUGGGCGCACCUGACAACAGUCGAGAUCCACGCACGGGGAUCAGUCUCUGCUCUCCACUUACUCCAGCUAGCUCCCAAUCUCUCCUCGUUGACAAUUCGCAUAGAAUCUCACGGCAUCCAAGCGGCGUUGGAGUCGUUCACACACACCAAACUUCAAUUCUUACACAUAACUUGUGUACAGUAUUCACGCACACCCCAAUUAUCUGGCCUGCUCGAUGCUCUAUCCCUCCCCACUCUACGCGUUCUUUAUAUUCGCAGCGCAGGAGGGUGGCCCCAUAAGGCGUUCAAGGCAUUCCUGACACGGUCAGAGUGUCGACUGGAGACCCUGCUCGUCGGCAGUGAAGGGACGACGGCAGACAAGCAGCGGGCGGAAUAUGUUACCCUUGUCCCUUCGAUCCAAUAUGUAGGGCCAUCACCCUGGUAAUGUCGGUGUUGAUACUUUGCACUAGUCGUCACAGAUUUCGCAAUGGAAUAAUCAGUCUACUCUGUACAUAUGUUAAGUUAUCAGCCAUAUAAAAGACUCAUCUUUUCGCGCC
Molecule: messenger RNA, 1596 nt
Organism: Suillus clintonianus
Lineage: Eukaryota; Fungi; Basidiomycota; Agaricomycetes; Boletales; Suillaceae
Exons: 4
Coding region: 216-1484 (422 amino acids)
Molecular function (GO): protein binding
Source: RefSeq, a predicted model, not a curated record